Radiomyces spectabilis is the source of this 4588-nucleotide messenger RNA. RefSeq names its product DNA polymerase family B-domain-containing protein. Gene Ontology annotation, molecular function: pyrimidine nucleotide binding; single-stranded DNA binding; DNA-directed DNA polymerase activity. Lineage: Eukaryota; Fungi; Mucoromycota; Mucoromycetes; Mucorales; Radiomycetaceae. The record is from RefSeq and is a predicted model, not a curated record. Gene Ontology annotation, biological process: lagging strand elongation; leading strand elongation; mitotic DNA replication initiation. The coding region runs from base 70 to 4395 and encodes 1441 amino acids. The transcript has 18 exons. Gene Ontology annotation, cellular component: alpha DNA polymerase:primase complex.
UUCGAAAGGGAACGAACGACGCGUACCAAAAAAGCGCGACCUUUUUUCGCAUCCAAGGCCCAACUCGUCAUGUCUUCACCGACGAUGCGCAGAAAGCGCUUGGUGCAAAGUAACGAUAAAAAGGAUCGUCUCAAACAGCUCAUCGAAGCACGUAAAAAUCGAUCGCGCGCAGACCUUUACCAGACCAAGAAUGAAGACGAUAUUUACGACCAAGUCACCAAUGAAGAAUACGAUAUGAUUCAGGAUGACGAGGAUUUCGUGGAAGACGACGAUAACGCCGGUUAUGUCCACGGCGAUCCAGACGAAGACGAACGCAUGUAUUCGGACGAAUACGACGACGAGAACAAAGACACAGGAAAACGUAAACGCAAGGAUGCCUUUAAAAAAGAAAAAAUGCCCAAGCCAGAACAACGGAUCAAUCGCUUCUUUCAGAAUUCAGCCGUCAAAACCGAACGCAAACCCAAGCCGCCACCAGUGGAUGCAGCAGAAAGCCAAGAUUUUAUGGCCAAUUUGCUUUCCAACUUUGAAGCAGAAGUGACCGCUGAAAUUCAACGACCACGUUCGUCCGUGAUUCGACCUACCAUGCAACAAUCUUCUUCUCGACUUGAAAAAAUUCAACCAAAGCCAAGACCCACUGCCAGAUCCGCCGUAACCAUCCAAGAUCAUCAUCCUAGUCCAGUGGUUUCUGAAAAACCUCGAUCGCUCGAGUCAACGGAGUCACCAUUUGCCACCACAGAUCAAGCUGCUGAUGAUGAUGUAUAUUACGACGAUGAUAUGGAUAUGGAUUUUGCACAGGCGGCCAUGAAUCUUGAAGUGCCACCGGUCAUUAAAAAGGAGGAAGAGGUUAAUGAUACAAUGGCCUUGGACAUGACGGAACCUUCGGAUAUGAUGAAAUUUGAAGAUCAAUUUGCCGAGGAUGUGGAUGCGCUCAAAGUGGGCAAUGGUAAUAAGAGCGACGAGCAGAAUCUGAAAGUAUUUGAUGAGGACGGCGGUGUCAAGUUUUGGUGGUACGAUGCAUACGAAAGACGAGAAAAGGGAUACGUUUAUCUGUUUGGCAAGGUGUUGGAUCAAUCCAACAACAAUUACAUCAGUUGUUGUGUGAUCGUGAAAAACAUUGAACGAAAUCUGUUUGUCCUCCCUCGAUCGCAUCGACUCGACAAUAGCGGAAACGCAACCGAUGAAGUGGUGACCAUUGCAGAUGUGUAUUCGGAACUCUCGGAAGUAUGUACAAAGUAUCGCAUCACCAAAUGGGCUUCCAAGAGUGCAUCAAGAAAAUAUGCAUUCGAAAUCCCCGGCAUCCCAGCCGAAGCCGAUUAUCUCAAAGUGGUAUAUGCUUAUGAUCAGCCCGCUCUUCCCAGCCAUCUGAAAGGCGCGACCUUUAGCCAUGUCUUUGGUACGAAUACGGGACCGCUGGAACAUUUCUUGAUCAAACGCGAUAUCAUGGGUCCUUGCUGGCUACAUCUUACAGGAGCUGAAGUGAGCAACAUUAAUGAAUCAUGGUGCAAACUGGAGCUCAUUGUCAAUGAUCCCAAAACAUGCAAUCCUCUUCGGGAUGUCAAUGGCAAUACGCCUACUCAUGUGCCACCCCUGGUCGUCAUGUCCUUGAGCUUACGGACGAUCAUGAAUCCUCAAAAGAACACCAACGAAAUCAUUGCUGCCAGUGCCAUGGUCUGUCAGAAAGUACAAAUCGAUGAACCGACACCUAUCGACGCUCAACAAAAGACGCGGUUUGCUGUAGUUCGCAACCUUGCCAACGCUCCAUAUCCCGCCGGAUUCACGGAUUUGGUUGCCAAAGAAAAACAAGCUGGUUUUCCUGUUCAAGUGGAACGAUCAGAAUCAGCCUUGCUAAAUUAUCUUUUGGCCCGAAUUUAUACAAGCGAUCCGGAUGUGAUUGUUGGUCAUAACUUUGCUGGUUUUGAUCUGGACGUAUUGCUUCAUCGUAUGAAAGCACUGAAUACACCCCAAUGGCACAAACUGGGUCGACUAAAGCGUAAAAUGUGGCCAAAGCUGCAGAGUGGUGCAGGAGGUGUGGGAGAAUCGACGUAUCAAGAAAAGAUGAUCAUGAGUGGCCGCUUGAUUUGCGAUACCUAUUUGACUUCCAAGGAUUUGAUUCGAAGCAAAUCUUACCGUUUGACGGAUCUGGCGCAGUCUCAGCUGAAGAUUACGCGAGAGGAUAUCCAGUUUGACAAGACGGCCAGUUACUACGAGCAGGCGAGUACGCUCGUACACUUGAUUCGACAUUGUGCUUUUGAUGCCUUCUUGUCGGCAUCUCUCAUGUUUAAAUUGCAAGUGUUACCUUUGACGCGACAACUGACCAAUCUGGCCGGUAACCUGUGGUCGAGAACCAUGACCGGUGCAAGAGCCGAGCGCAAUGAAUUCCUUUUACUUCAUGAAUUCCAUCGUCAAAAAUUUAUUUGCCCUGAUAAAUCAUUUGGUGGCAAAUCACAAGAAGCCGUGAUCGAAGCGGUGGAACUGGAUCGCGACGAGGACGCCGAACAGAUGCAGACCAAAAAGAAAUCGUCGCGUCGCAAACCGGCGUACACGGGUGGUCUUGUAUUAGAACCCAAAAAAGGUUUCUACGACAAAUACGUAUUGUUGCUGGAUUUCAACAGUUUGUAUCCUUCCAUUAUCCAAGAAUACAACGUGUGCUUCACGACCGUACAGCGACACGGCUUGACAAACGAAUCCACAGAGAGAGAAGCGGCAGACGAAGAAAAAGUUCCCGAAAUACCCGAUAGUUCGACGGAACAAGGUGUAUUGCCGCGAUUGAUUAAAACGUUGGUUGAUCGACGUCGUCAAGUAAAGAGUCUGAUGAAGGAUCCCAAACUAAGCGAAGCGGAAAUGAUGCAGUACGAUAUCCGACAAAAGGCGCUGAAACUGACGGCCAACAGUAUGUACGGUUGUUUGGGUUUUUCCCAUUCCCGAUUCUACGCCAAACCAUUGGCCAUGUUGAUUACCCACAAAGGACGUGAGAUUCUUCAGAAUACGGUCGAUCUCGCAGGUAGCUUAGAUCUGAAUGUCAUUUACGGUGAUACCGAUUCCAUCAUGGUGUACACGAACCAGGACGAUAUCGCCAAAGUGAAAGAAAUGGGUUACAUGUUGAAGAGAAGAGUCAAUGAGUUGUACAAACUCUUGGAAAUCGACAUCGAUGGUCUCUUCAAGCAUAUGUUGUUGUUGAAAAAGAAGAAGUACGCUGCUUUGCUCGUGGAAGAAAAAGCCAACGGAGAAAUUGUGGAAACCGUGGAGACCAAAGGUCUCGAUCUUGUGCGAAGAGACUGGUGUGAUCUUUCCCAUGAUGUGUCAUCUCGCGUCCUUAAAUCCAUCCUUUCCGACAAGGACCGAGAAGAAGUCGUCGAAGACAUUCACAAUUACUUGCGUCAAGUCGGAGAGGAAAUUCGUCAGGGUGGUAUUCCGCUGGAGAAAUUCAUUAUUAACAAGCAAUUGACGAAAAAUCCAGAGGAAUAUGCGGAUGCCAAGAGCCAACCUCAUGUGCAAGUGGCGUUGAGAAUGAGACAAGCCGGACAAAGUAUUCGAGCAGGCGACACCAUUCCAUACGUGAUUUGCCAAGUGGAACAUCUUCCCAACGGGGCCAAGCAAGGAUUUGCAGAAAAGGCGUAUCAUCCAGAUGACGUGAAGCACGGUGAAAAGCAGUUGGAUAUUGAGUGGUACCUCAAUCAACAGGUCCAUCCCCCUGUCGCCCGUUUAUGCUCGCCUAUUGAAGGAACCGAUGUCGCUCGUAUUGCCGAAUGUCUAGGAUUGGAUGGAAGCAAAUAUCAUGUUAUUCAGGCCUCAUCGUUUGAGGAGAAUGAGGAUUUCGCUACUUUGGACUCGCAGAUCAGUGAUGAAGAGCGAUUCAAAAAUGCGGAAAAGCUGGUGGUGAAAUGCAACCAUUGCCAGGGCCAAAGCAUCUUUGAUGGCAUUGUACGCAAACGUGAAAAUGAUACGGUUGAAUGCGGUCUGUACUGCACGGUUUGCCAGCAAAUGAUCGGUCCUUCAAGCUUACAGAUCCAACUCACGCUUGCCAUUCGAUCUUACAUACGACGAUACUAUGACGGCUGGUUAGUAUGUGACGAUACCGUAUGUGAUAAUCGUACACGUAUGAUCUCUGUGUUUGGACGACGUUGCUUAAAUCAAGGAUGCCGUGGUCACAUGGCCCGCGAGUACUCGGAUAAACAACUCUAUACCCAACUUUUAUAUUUCUCUCACAUGCUAGACCCAGUCAAAGCCAAGAGCAAAGCGUCCGGUACCGCUUACUCCAUCCAAGUAGAAGCGAUUGUGAAUCAACAUUAUCAAAUAAUCACUGCCCUGAAAGCCACAGUGGAGCGAUAUUUACAACGAUCUGGUUAUCGCCAUGUCAAUCUCGUCAAACUGAUGGGCGGUAUCAGUCUCGUCUAAACUUGCUCUCUUUUUUUUUUUUCUCUCUCUGCUUUUCUCUUUUCUUCUCUGAUUACAUUUUUUCUAUUACACAUUGUAUCACCGUCAAAAUAAUGUACAGUCCACCAUGUCUGUCAGCAUGGCAAAAUAUCAUAUUGAAACUAACUGCAAUUUAUUAUCAUUCCAUAAAACAACCAUCGGCCUUUUUUUUUGC